Messenger RNA from Linum trigynum, 237 nucleotides. NCBI's taxonomy places the organism in Eukaryota, Viridiplantae, Streptophyta, Magnoliopsida, Malpighiales, Linaceae. The record is from the annotation of a GenBank genome assembly.
AUGUUCGAUGACAUCUUGAAACAAUAUAGUGUUGAUAACUCUGGUGAUGCAUUCGUUGGUGGCCUCCUUAACAACUUAGCUUCUGACCCAAGUAUUCUCAAGGAUGAAAAGAGGCUAAAAGAAUCUCUAUACUUCGCCAAUACCUGUGGCGCCAUGACGGUAACAGAGAGAGGUGCAAUCCCUGCACUGCACACAAGGGAAGCUGUCUUGAAACUAAUAAAGCAAGUUGAUUCCUGA